CAGUAACACACGUGGAUGGGCGGCGGAAAGAGACGCGCACGGAGAGGGGGCCUCCCUGCGAGUCCUGCCAGCGCCGCCGCCGCGGAACCCCAGCGGUAGCAGCACCAGCGGCUCCUCGCCCCGGCCGCUCUCCUGCUGCCCGCGCCCGGGGCUCCGAGGCGUUUUGCCGCGCGGCGGGCGGUUGGUCGGCUCUCUGCUGCAGGAGGCUCCGGACCCGGCCGAGGAGGGUGGAGGUUGAGGGCGGGGGGAGCGAUACAAAGUGAAGCCACAUUGCCAAACUUACCCAGCGAUUGCGGCGGCGGCGCCCUGUGCCGACAGCCCAGCGGCCGGGACUGAGCGCCGCGGCUCCCUUCCAGGGAAGCGGGGGCUGGAGGAAGGGCUCUGCCGCACGUCUCUCGUCUGUAUUUUGCCAGCCGGGCUGCCGCUGACGGGGGUGGGGAGCUCUGCCGGCGGACGCGAGCAUUGUGUUUGGUUCUUUGCAAGAAAACCUCUCCCUGACACACCACCCUGUAAACCAGAGCGGCGCUGCUCCCCGACCUCUUGCAAUAUAGAGGGGAAACAGACCAUGGUGAACCCGGGCAGCAGCUCGCAACCUCCCCCGGUCACCGCUGGCUCCCUCUCGUGGAAAAGAUGCGCAGGCUGCGGGGGGAAGAUCGCGGAUCGCUUCUUGCUCUACGCCAUGGAUAGCUACUGGCACAGCCGAUGCCUGAAGUGCUCCUGCUGCCAGGCUCAGCUGGGGGACAUCGGCACCUCCUGUUACACCAAGAGCGGUAUGAUCCUGUGCAGAAACGACUACAUCAGGUUAUUUGGAAAUAGUGGUGCUUGCAGUGCUUGUGGACAGUCAAUUCCUGCUAGUGAGCUGGUCAUGAGGGCACAAGGCAACGUCUAUCAUCUUAAGUGUUUUACAUGCUCUACCUGCCGGAAUCGCCUGGUCCCAGGAGACCGGUUUCACUACAUCAAUGGCAGUUUAUUUUGUGAACAUGAUAGACCUACAGCUCUCAUCAAUGGCCAUUUGAAUUCACUUCAGAGCAAUCCACUACUGCCAGACCAGAAGGUCUGCUAAAAGGUCAGAGUAAUGCAGAAUGCGUGCCUUCAUCUCAAAUUUUGUUCAUCACAGAUGGAUCCCAUGUCUCCAGUAGACACGUCACCUUUGUAGCUAGCAUCAGUGCCAGCUCCAUGCCAUUGCACCUUCUUUAUUCUUGAUUGCCCUUCCUACAUUUAUUGGUGUAUUAAAAUGACUGAAUAUGAACAUUAAGGACUCCAUGAACCUGGGCUAAUGGGAGACUGUAGAGAAAAUGAAAAAAGAUCCACCGGAGGACAUCUUUGGGGGCGGGGGUGGGGAAAAUGUCUAAGGAAGCUGAUUAAAAGCAGCAUUUGAAUCUGCGUUCUACACUCGUUAACAAUUAGCAGGGCACUGGCCAGAGUUUGUACCCAGUGUUUUACCUUAACAACAUUCUAUUUGCUCUUUGUAUAUUUAAGUGUUGUAAGGAAACGUGUUUCAAUCAAACUGAACAUGAGAUAAAGGAAAGAUGUGGCUUUUGUGAUAGAAUAUCACAAACACUUUUAUUGUCUCUCUCUGUAAAAUACAAUGUAUGUAUGCAUGUAAGUGUUUUUGUCCCCUACUGUUGCUACUUCCCAUGGCGCCAAAAAAAAAAAAAAAGGCAGGCUCAUAGCAGCUACUGUGUAGAAAUUUUCACCUACUUCUAAUUUGCUGAAUGAAGAAAAAUCUUUUAUUUGUGAUAUUUUCAGAGACAUUUGCUCUAGUACGGUGUAUUUAAAUAAUAAAAACUUAAAACAAAAACA
Molecule: messenger RNA, 1803 nt
Organism: Caretta caretta (loggerhead turtle)
Lineage: Eukaryota; Metazoa; Chordata; Testudines; Cheloniidae
Gene: LMO4
Product: LIM domain only 4
Source: RefSeq, a predicted model, not a curated record